AUGCCCAGCCAGGUUCAGAGGCCUUGGAAGAACAAGGCCGGACGCCCUUCGGGUUCGGGCACCACGAGCUGGGCUCGCCGAGAAAAGAGGGCCUGGAAAGCUUUGGAAAAGGCUGAGACUGAUUGGAAGAAGCUCCAAGAUGCAAAGGAGCGGGCCUUUGGAAAAAGGCAGCGGAAGUGGCAGGGCGAGGAGGAGAUCCAGGAAAGCUGGUGGUCGCCUGAGCCAAAAGAGAGUUGGGAGCCAACUCGUGAGGCUGAUGGGCCUUGUUCCUCCCGUGAGCGCUGGAGCUGGUGGCAAGUAGAAGGGGCCCCGGCGAGUACCGGCGACAGCACAAGCCUCGGAAGAUGCAAAGAGCCGGAGGAUGACGAAGAGGACGAGGAGGAGGAGGACUUCGCACUUCAUGAGUGGGAUCCUGAAGAGGUGGACGAUGAGGAGAAGCAGGAUGCGGAGAUUAAGCCCUUGGCUCCGUGGAGACCUUGGAAAAGGUCCUGGUCGUAG
Symbiodinium natans is the source of this 498-nucleotide messenger RNA. The record is from the annotation of a GenBank genome assembly. Lineage: Eukaryota; Dinophyceae; Suessiales; Symbiodiniaceae.